This is a messenger RNA of Haemonchus placei, 330 nucleotides long. NCBI's taxonomy places the organism in Eukaryota, Metazoa, Nematoda, Chromadorea, Rhabditida, Trichostrongylidae. The record is from the annotation of a GenBank genome assembly.
AUGCUGUUUACCGAAGCCUCCACAUAUUCAAAAUUGGGAAUACUGACGACAUUCGGCUGCAUAUUCAGAGUAUGUAUUAAUUCGGUGAGGAGACAGGGAACGGAUAUCCAAGAAGUAUUCGCAGUGAUGCCGUUGUCCGCACUGGUAGCGGAUCGGAUUCUUUGUAUGCACGGCGGCCUGUCCCCAUCACUUCUCACAGCACCUUCGCUGUCCAUCCUGAAUGAGAUCCGUCGUCCCAUUUUCGAUCCACCAAAUCCAUCACUACCACUGGACCUCCUUUGGGCUGAUCCGGAUAUCAACAUCAAGCAGUUCAAAAUAAGUAUAAGGUAA